CUCCCCACCCUCCCUCCCUCUCCAGCAUGACCGCCGACCUAGACCGGUACAUCUCUACGCUGCGACAAUGCAAGUACCUUCCUGAGCCGGACAUCAAGUCUCUCUGCGAGACGGUUCGCUCCCUGCUGAUGGAGGAGUCGAACAUCCAGCCUGUCUCGAGUCCUGUAACCAUCUGCGGUGAUAUCCAUGGGCAAUUUUGGGACUUGUUGGAGCUGCUCAGGGUAGGAGGGGAGCCCCCGGAGACGGGAUAUGUCUUUAUGGGCGACUUUGUAGACCGCGGCUACUUUUCCCUCGAGACAUUUUCGCUUCUCAUGGCAAUGAAGGCCAGAUGGCCGGAUCGAGUCACUCUCCUUCGCGGGAACCACGAAUCGCGUCAAAUAACUCAAGUGUACGGCUUCUACGACGAAUGCCAGCACAAGUACGGGAAUGCCAAUGUGUGGAAGUCCUGCUGCCAGGUAUUCGACUACCUCAACCUGGCAGCUAUCAUCGACGGACGGAUCCUCGCCGUUCAUGGCGGGUUGAGCCCGGAUGUGAGGACGUUGGAUCAGAUUAGGAUCAUCGCUAGAGCACAAGAGGUGCCGCACGAGGGGGCGUUCUGUGAUUUGAUGUGGAGCGACCCGGAUGACGUUGAGGGGUGGGCGGUCAGUCCGAGGGGGGCUGGGUGGUUGUUCGGGGGGAGGGUGACGAGGGAGUUCAACCACGUCAACGGCCUGGAUCUGAUAGCAAGAGCACAUCAGCUCGUACAAGAGGGAUACAAACUAAUGCACGACAACGGAAUAGUGACAGUCUGGUCUGCCCCCAACUACUGCUAUCGCUGCGGCAACGUCGCCUCCAUCUUCCAGGUCGACGACCUACUUGCGCCGCCGCCGCUCGGUGACGAGGACGAGGACGACGCGGCGGGAGCGACGAAGUCUGAGGGUGCGGCGUCGCUGGAGGGGUACCCAUCAGAUAAGCCCCCCGCGGGUCAAGCGAAGGAGAGGCGAUUCGGCGAGGGCAACUUCAAAAUCUUUGAAGCAGUGCCUGAUCAGGAAAGGACGACGCCUAGUCGGAUGAGUCAGAGUGCUUGGUUCUUGUAGCGGGG
Molecule: messenger RNA, 1081 nt
Organism: Jaminaea rosea
Lineage: Eukaryota; Fungi; Basidiomycota; Exobasidiomycetes; Microstromatales
Product: Metallo-dependent phosphatase
Exons: 5
Coding region: 27-1076 (349 amino acids)
Biological process (GO): peptidyl-serine dephosphorylation; G1/S transition of mitotic cell cycle
Cellular component (GO): cytoplasm
Molecular function (GO): protein serine/threonine phosphatase activity
Source: RefSeq, a predicted model, not a curated record